Molecule: messenger RNA, 2705 nt
Organism: Plodia interpunctella (Indianmeal moth)
Lineage: Eukaryota; Metazoa; Arthropoda; Insecta; Lepidoptera; Pyralidae
Gene: Maf1
Product: Maf1
Exons: 4
Coding region: 593-1258 (221 amino acids)
Biological process (GO): negative regulation of transcription by RNA polymerase III
Cellular component (GO): nucleus
Molecular function (GO): RNA polymerase III core binding
Source: RefSeq, a predicted model, not a curated record
UGGUUUAGCUGGAAGGCAGGCGAAUAGCAAGCAACUUGGCAAAGGCGAAUAGAGUAAAAAACGUCACUUUAGUUUGUCUUGUCUAUAACUAAAAAAUUUCUCUUUGUUUGUCAAUCCAAGCGAGCUUCUGAUUAUCGUGAUUAUAAGAAUUUCUUCCUAUAAAUGGUGGUUUUUAAAUCUAUCUGGUGAUAUUAUAGAUAAUUUGUUUGAUUGAAAUCUGUGACGAUGUCUGCUAUGGAUUUUGAUUUGUAAUAUAUCAAAAGUGUUACAUCAAUUUUGUGGAACAACAAGUGAAGUGAAGUGACGCGCUCACCUUGCAGAAGCCAAAAACAAGCUAUAAAUAAUUUGCUACACAGUAUAGCGAUUUGAAAAUCAAACUUUUUCCUUUAUUUGUGAUGUACCCGCAUUCCAUCAGCGCGGAAGAACAGAAGACGAAUCUUAUUCCGAGUGUGAAACUUUUACACUCUAAAAGAAAAGGAAUAUUCAUACACCCCUCUGCUAUGUACAGAAGUAGUGCACGGUGCUGCAUGACAACAAUACCGUUGAUAUCGAGAAGUUUGUGUGGUUAAGAGUCGUCAAAUCGUUAGACAGGAUGAAACUCUUGGAGAGUGGACACUUGGAGGCUCUAAGCAGGGCGCUGUCGAUCCUGAAUGGCGACAGUGCUGUGCAAGGCCGUGUAGAAAGCUACAGCUGUAAGAUGGCAGGUGCUGAGAAAGCUUUCUACAAGAAGUUCACAGCAGAUGGGGAGACUACUCAUGAUCUCCAGGCUCUUUCACCACCAGAGGGUAUCUCAUAUAGUCGAAGCCUAUCUGGUGAUGAAGAUGGAGUUCUAUGUGACACAAUAUCUCGGAAAACAUUGUUCUAUCUUAUUGCUACACUGAAUGCUGCCUUUCCAGAUUAUGAUUUUUCAAUGGCAAAGAGUAGUGAAUUUAGUGCUGAACCGUCUCUGAGUUGGGUGCAAGGUGCUGUUGAUGCUGCUCUGUCUGCAGUGGGAGGAAUGCGCUGGCGGCAGCUGCGGCCUGCUCUGUGGUCUGCUGUAGACAAGGAAGUGGUUCUAUCUGACUGCCGCAUUUACAGCUACAACCCAGAUUUAGCAAGUGAUCCUUUUGGAGAACCAGGCUGCUUAUGGGCUUUCAACUAUUUCUUUUACAAUAGAAAGCUCAAGCGCAUUGUGUUCUUCACCUGCAGGGCCAUGAGCCCAGUGUGUGCAGUCGACUCAGGAGUUGACUUCGCUAUGGAUGAAGAUGAAUAUAACUGAACAAACUAUAAUUCUUAAAAUCCGACUGUUACAUUUUGGUUGGAGAGGUAAAUUCUUAUUGAGAUAAUUUAUCUCCUGUAACAUUACAAAGCAUUAAUUUAAUUUUUUUAUUAUUUCUAAAGGUAUAAUCUAGGCUUCUAAAAUAAUAUAUAUAUUGUAUUUGUUUACACUUAUUAUCAUUAUUUUUUCUCAGUCUUAGAAUAUUUUACAAAGGUUGUUGGUACAAAGCUUAAAAUAAAUAGAAGCUGCUUUACAUCAAACAGUCAGUCAUGAAUUCGCGCAUGCUUAUUUGAUUUUAUUUCUAUAUAUUAAUGAAUUAGUAAAUAGAAUCCACAGUUAUAUGUUUAUGUGGGUCUAUAAUGUACAUCUCCUACAUGUAGUGAUAGUAUUUUACUUACAUAGUAACUACUUCUUUUAAUAAGUAUAUAUUAAGGAAAAGUUUUGGUAUCUUUUUGAAUUAAUUCUCAUAUAUUUUUCCUGCGUAUUUUAAAAUAUUUUUGCUUAAUUUCUUUGCACAUUUUUUUAUCGUAAAUAUGUAUGUAUGGGUGAGUGUUCUAUAGCCCUGUUGCACACAAACUAAUGAAAUCAAUAAUGCUGUAUGAUUAUAGCAGUUAAGACAGGUUAAGGUUUAUGCAGACUUGUUAUGUUCUAUGUUCAAGUACAAAAUAAAUUGUGUAUGAUAUAGAUCAAUAUAAUGUCUAUUUGCAUAAUUAAUGGCUAAGUAAAUAUUUUUUCAGUAAGUAUCAGUUCAUUGUCUAAUAGUGAUAGAAAUAGUGUAGUCACUCUUCUAACUUCGAAAGUGGUAGUCAUAAUGCACCUUACUAAAUCAUUACCUAUUUGAUAAACAAUUUUGUAUUAUUAUGAGAUCAUGAAGUAACAAUAGUUGGAUUUUUUAAAUUUGUUAAAAUUCGUUACUAAAUCCUUGUUUUAAACUAGCUUUUUUAAUACUGAACUAAAUAUGUAGAUUCUAGUGAAUAUUACUUUGUUAUGCAUUGACAAUACCCAAAAUAAUAAUACAGUGUACCUCAUUGCAAAAAUAUUGAUCUCAUUUAAGCCAAUAUUUAUUUUGCACCAUAAAAGAGAUCUUGAUUUUAUAUACUAAUUAUAAUUAUUCCGUGAUUUCGCUCCUGUGCGGAUUUCAGAAUUUCUUAUACAGCCUCAUGAAUGUGGCUUCUACACAUAACAAUCUUUUUUUUACAAACUAGUGAUUACAAACUCUAGGUACGCUUUAUUAUGUUAUUCUAUGACAUGGACGACGACGUUUCUGUUUAUCUCGGUCGGGACGAAAGCAGAUGACUUGUAUUAUAAACAUGAAGAAACUUUUUUAUGUUUUAAGGUGAUAAAAUAUGCAGUAAGUCACUUUGUAUUAGUUUAUUUAGUCCGCCUAUAGUUAAAGGCGUCACCUUAACAUUAUAUUGUUGGUAGAAUAAAGUCAAAUUUUUGCGUC